Messenger RNA from Pyricularia oryzae 70-15, 2673 nucleotides. RefSeq names its product RIP defective. The record is from RefSeq and is a predicted model, not a curated record. Gene Ontology annotation, molecular function: methyltransferase activity. Gene Ontology annotation, cellular component: nucleus. The transcript has 5 exons. Lineage: Eukaryota; Fungi; Ascomycota; Sordariomycetes; Magnaporthales; Pyriculariaceae. Bases 25 to 2673 code for a protein of 882 amino acids.
UGACUCUUUGUCCCGCUAAGGCCGAUGGAUGCAUCUCUGCUGCCUGCGCCAGCCAGUCCAGUCACUCCACCCAUCCGCCGGUUGCAGGAAGCGAUCGUUUGCUUGGUUUCCUCUACGACUCCAUCAGAGAGCGAGGAGCAGCUUACUUUGCUUAAGCCCACCGUGGUGCACAGCUUCAAGCCUUUUCGUAUCAAGCAUAUGGCAGCGGGCUCACACCACUCUUUGGCAUGUACCGAAGAUGGUCGGGUUCUGGCCUGGGGUGUUGACGCUGUUUUUGUGCCCGCCGGUAUAGAUAACUCGAUGGCUAUAUCAGAGGAUGAAGAACAUUUUGGUUGGGGAUUUUCGUCCGAGUAUAGCACCGGCUUGGGAACCGAAGACACGGUUGAGAAGCCUGCUGUUGCUAGGCGCGGUGAUACUACGGGGAAAAUGGUCUCCUUUGUCGGCUGUGGUGACGUGGACGUGGAUGAGGACGAGAACAACAAUGAAGACUAUGAAAACGUGGACCGCCUGAAGCGCCUGAACCGGGAAUAUGACGAAAGACCUCGUCGUCGACUUGUAAUUGAUGAUGAUGAUGUUGAAAUCAUCUCAGAUGACGAAGACAACGACGGCGGUCUCGAACAUAUUGACCUAACCGGGGACGAUGAGGAUGAUGAUCAAGGCGGCGAUGGCCAUGGGUUCUUCAGGAACCGGGGUCUUAAGCAGCACCAAACCCGCCUUGAAAGUUAUUAUCGCAAUGGCCUGAACAUUUCCCCAGGUGUUUUGGUGGAGCUACAUCAAAGGCUGCAGCCUUUCAACAUUGAAUUCCUCCAAGUCAAAAUGAUUUAUUCUCAGCCUGGAGACGGAGAGAGAAGAGUCCUUGUCCGCGGAAUUCCAUACGCCCGCAACCGCUCGUUGAGGGCUAUGUUGGAACCACACGGCAACGAAGUUUGCCAAAUCUUUGAGGUUGAUGACAACGAUCCCAGUCCGGCCCAUGAUCAAGCACUGGUCGAGAUCGAGUUUGCGGCCAUCAAGCGGGUUAGGCAGUUUGCUAUAACGAAUACCCCAUACCCAGAAAACUCGUGCGUCUUGACAGACUUUAAUAAUGACAAGGCCAAGGCUCAGCGCAUGGGCAGACUGAUUUGUCGGUGGAGGCAUACCAUAUACUACCGUGACGCUGGCAGGAGGUGCAAGGAGAAGGCGCACAGAUGGAGAUUAGAACAUCUCAGCGAGACUGCUUUGUCCACAGCCGGGCACAGCAAUCUCCACAUCAAAACUUCCGACUCGAACACAAUGAUGUACUGGCGAGGAGGAAGAACCAAAGGAGGUUCAUAUUUUCCAGGGAAUCGCCCGCCCACUAUUGACCUCUCAGACGAGGACGACCACGGCAACAGCAAGAAACGGGCCCGAGGCCAGAAAUACAUCUUUGGGGACAUGUUCUGCGGUGCCGGAGGUGCUUCUCAAGGCGCCAGGGCGGCAGGAUUCCGGUUGGGAUAUGCCGUCGAACACUGGAACCACGCAGCCGCAACGUACCGGCACAACUUCCCCGAGGUAAACCUUUUCGAAGGUGACAUCUUUGACUUUCUGCAGCGCAACGACCUCGAUUUCGUCGACAUUCUGCACCUGUCACCGCCAUGCCAAUAUUGGUCACCUGCAAAGACUCGCCCUGGUAAAAACGACGAGAUUAACAGGGCCGCCUUGUUUGCGUGCGGAGAUGUCGUUCAAAAACUGCGGCCCAGGCUCUUUACGUUGGAGCAGACCUUUGGCAUUCUGCGAGAGAUGCACAGGCCCUACUUCAACAAGCUCGUACAGUGGUUUACCACUCUACGGUACAGCGUCGAAUGGGGUAUCGUUCACCUACAGGACUGGGGUGUCCCUCAGCCGCGGAGGAGAUUGGUAAUGAUCGGGUCUUGCCCCGGUGAAGUGUUGCCAGCCCUCCCUCCCGCAUCUCAUGGCAAAGCCCCUGGCCUUCGGCCUUAUACCACUGUCAAUGACGUCCUUGCGAGCAUCCCGCACGGCGCGCAGCUGCACGACGUCCAAAGGGCCGAACGUCUGGGAGCCGCCGGGACACCGUGGAACGGAAACACGAUUCUUCGGGAAACCCUGUGUUGUGGUCGUGGCAAGACGUGUCACCCAAGCGGCCGGCGGCUUUUCACCGAGAGAGAGUUGGCCGGGCUUCAUGGCUUUCCGCACUUUUUCGAAUUCCAGGGGAGCAGCGUCAUCAAGCAGAUCGGAAACGCCUUCCCGCCUUCGGCUGUAGAACAUCUUUACAAACAUCUCCUCGACCAUCUCCAAAAGGUUGACUUUGUGGCUAUGAACCCGAGCUCACACCCUAGCCAUCAGACUCGGCCCAGCGGACAGAACCAACCUGUACGGCAGGAUGUCGCGUUGGCGGUGCGUCCUCGGAGGAGGAGGGACGACAUUGUCGUGAUUGAAGAUAGUGACAACGAGAGCACUUCCAGCUCUAUUGUCAUUUGUGGCAGGCAGGAAUCCCCUGUUGACAGCGACAACAUCACACCACAGCGUCGGUCUUUUGUGCUCCCGCAAUAUCCCGAGAGCAUGGUCGUCGAUGGGGAUGGAGACGACAACUUUGCAGACUCGGAUGGUGAUUCGGGCAGUGAUGUGACAAUGGAUGGCGAAGAGGCUCCAUUUGUUGAGUUUCUGGCUCGUCGCCAGGCUGAAUCUGGAUACCAAUGA